This is a messenger RNA of Aspergillus saccharolyticus JOP 1030-1, 732 nucleotides long. RefSeq names its product Fcf2 domain-containing protein. The transcript is spliced from 3 exons. Gene Ontology annotation, biological process: RNA processing. Gene Ontology annotation, molecular function: RNA binding. NCBI's taxonomy places the organism in Eukaryota, Fungi, Ascomycota, Eurotiomycetes, Eurotiales, Aspergillaceae. Bases 1 to 732 code for a protein of 243 amino acids. The record is from RefSeq and is a predicted model, not a curated record. Gene Ontology annotation, cellular component: nucleolus.
AUGACACGAGCAACAUGUUCUAAACCGGAUCAAGUCCUAGCACAGGAUGGAAUCAGUUUAGCGGAUCAGGAAAUCAAGCUGCUGCUUCAUGAAGCUGAAGAUAGGCUGCAAGGUUGCAAUGUCAGCAAUCCGGAAAUACCUAACUUCAACCAGGUUCCAGGUACUAUUUCUGAGCAUAGGCUAAUGCUUGCCAGGAUCCCGAAAAUAUCACACAACACUGCUAUAGAGCCGUAUUUUCAUCAAAGGGAUGAUGUAGCGCUAGUUGAUACGGCCAGGUUGUUCUCCCAUAAAAGCAGUAACACUUCCGGAGCCAAACAGAUAAGCGGAGAGCCGCUUAAGUCGACAAAUUCGAGGAAGAUGAAACCCACAGCAGGUGGCGAUUGGUUUGACCUGCCCAAAACUGAAUUGACGGCGGAAUUAAGACGAGAUCUACAACUUCUUCGGAUGCGCUCAGUUCUAGAUCCUAAAAGACAUUACAAGAAGGAGAGCGGCAAAGCACAUCCUCCCCCUUACUCUCAAAUCGGAACAGUCAUUGAAGGACCUACUGAAUUCUUUAGCGGUCGCAUCGUCAAGAAAGACCGUAAGAAGACAUUCGUUGAUGAAGCAUUGGCACUAGAAAGGGAGACCAAACGCUUCGAGACAAAGUACAGGGACAUUCAGACUACAAAACAAAGUGGUAAAAAGUCGUUCUACAAAAGCUUACGCUCCAAAAGAAACACCAGAGGCAAGUAG